Opisthocomus hoazin is the source of this 1811-nucleotide messenger RNA. Lineage: Eukaryota; Metazoa; Chordata; Aves; Opisthocomiformes; Opisthocomidae. The record is from RefSeq and is a predicted model, not a curated record.
AUGUGCCCGACACCCGAGCUGCAGGAGGGGCACAGCUGCUUCACAGGGGUGUUUCAGCUGGGAGAGAGCUGCUCCCUGGGCUGCCUCCCUCGCCCUUCCCGAAUCAGCCCCAGCACUGCUGACAACCCCUUGGGCUGCGCCGUCUACGGCAUCCUGCUCCAGCCGGACCCCGGCCUGCAGCACCACCAGCACGCCCCCGUCCAGGCUGGAGAGCCAUCCCACAAAUGCGGGGUGUGCGGCCACGACCUCGCUCACCUCUCCAACCCCCAUGAGCACCAGUGCUUGCCAGGCCAUGACCGCUCUUUCCAGUGUACCCAGUGCCUGAAGAUCUUCCACCAGGCCACCGAUCUCCUCGAGCACCAGUGCAUCCAGGUGGAGCAGAAGCCUUUUGUGUGCGGCGUCUGCAAGAUGGGCUUCUCCCUCCUGACCUCGCUGGCGCAGCACCACAACGUCCACAACGGCAACGCCAUGAAGUGCUCCAUCUGUGAGAAGACCUACAAGCCCCCCGAGGCGGAGCACUCGCAGCCUCUUGACCCCUCGGAGAAGCCCUACAGCUGCUCCAUCUGCCAGAAGACCUUCAAGCACCUCUCGGAGCUGUCCCGGCAUGAGCGCAUCCACACGGGCGAGAAGCCGUACAAGUGCACGCUGUGCGACAAGAGCUUCAGCCAGUCGUCCCACCUGGUGCACCACAAGCGGACGCACAGCUCGGAGCGGCCCUACAAGUGCACGGUGUGCGAGAAGACCUUCAAGCACCGCUCCCACCUGGUGCGCCACAUGUAUGCACACUCGGGGGAGCACCUCUUCAAGUGCAACGUCUGCGAGCUGCACUUCAAGGAGUCGUCGGAGCUGCUGCAGCACCCCUGCACGCCCAGCGGCGAGCGGCCCUUCCGCUGUGGCGAGUGCCAGAAGGCCUUCAAGCGUCCCUCGGACCUGCGGCAGCACGAGCGCACGCACAGCGAGGAGCGGCCCUUCAAGUGUGAUCUCUGCCAGAUGAGCUUCAAGCAGCAGUACGCGCUGAUGCGCCAUCGCCGCACGCACAAGACCGAGGAGCCCUUCAAGUGCAACCUGUGCGAGAAGGGCUUCGUGCAGCCCUCGCACCUGGUGUACCACCAGCACGUGCACGGCAUAGAGAACCUCUUCAAGUGCAACGUGUGCCAGAAGGGCUUCAACCAGUCCUCGGAGCUGCUGCGGCACAAGUGCGUGCAGAACGCGGAGCGGCCCUUCAAGUGCGCGGUGUGCAACAAGUCCUACAAGCGGGCCUCGGCGCUACAGAAGCACCAGCUGGCCCACUGCACCGAGAAGCCGCUCAAGUGCACGCUCUGCGAGAGACGUUUCUUCUCCUCCUCCGAGUUCGUGCAGCACCGCUGCGACCCGGCCCGCGAGAAGCCCCUCAAGUGCCCCGACUGCGAGAAGCGGUUCAAGUACGCCUCGGACCUGCAGCGCCAUCGGCGCGUGCACACGGGCGAGAAGCCCUACAAGUGCCCCUCCUGCGAGAAGGCCUUCAAGCAGCGCGAGCACCUCAACAAGCACCACAGCGUGCACGCCCGGGAGCAGCAGUACAAGUGCAUGUGGUGCGGGGAGCGGUUCCUGGACCUGGGCCUGCUGCAGGAGCACAGUGUCCAGCACACGGCCGAGGGGGCUUACCAGGUGGCUGCCUGCCUGCCCUGAGCCUCCCGCCCUCGGCAGCGUUCUGCUGGCGUGUGACGCUCUGGAGCCUCGGCCUCCCCGUCCCUCUCCUCGGGCCGUAGACGGCCUCCCGGGGAGCUUGGAGGAAAGGGGAGGUGCGGCGGGCGGGUAGACUUUCCUCUGGC